UUCCUGUGAAAAGGUUGAGAUAUGUAAUCUGUUUCCACCAGGGAAGGACAAAGUAGUGUCAGGCAACAUGACAGCCAUUAAUUCCUUGUGUUUUCUGUUGAUUUUCCUAUGGGCAGCAUUCAGUAUAGCUGCUGGGCUGGCUGAAGUGAUUGAAGUGCCCCAAGCCACCACACCAGGGCCUUUCUUGACUACCGACAAAGUCCUCUAUUUUGGCAAUUCCAGCCAUGGAGAUAGUGACUUGACAAGUUGUGGGAAAAAGAACUAUACUUACUGUGAAAAGUACUGUGAACAUUGUGUUGACAUAGCACUAGAGGAUUGUUAUUCUAUAUUUUUGGAUUACUAUUACUUACCAUUUGUUCAGUCCAUGACUGUGCUUAACAGUACUGAACGGUGCAUCUGGAGCAACGUGAGGAGCCACUAUAACAUUUUCACCCUGGGCACAGAGGAUUCAGCCGACUGCCUGCAGAUCCCUUGGCCUAACUCCCAGGUGGAGCACUACUUUGUGGACAUCCACGCCCUUUUCUUCAAGGACUGUCCCACAGAGGCAUUGAGUGACCCCCCUCCCGGCAUCGUCUUUGCCCUGGUGAUGACCCCCAUCAGUCUUAUCCCUGUCAUGGUCAUCCUGGUGGUGCUCAAAACCAAGAAUGGAGAUGGGAGCUCCUGAUAGGCUGCUCUCCCACAAUGCCUUACGUCAACAUUCUCCCGCUGUUCUCAGUUCAUCUGCUCUCUCAGACGGUGUUCCCUCAGGCUGUGCUGGACUGAUCCAUGACCCAACAGAUUACUCCCCCCCCCCCCCCCCCCCCCCACGCCCAUUACACCACUGAAUGCCCUGAAGUCAGGAUGUCUGAAGAUGCACUGAUACUGUAGUAGGUUUUGUGCCAUAUGGACAUGUUGUUUUUAGGAUUUAGCGUUGUAGGAUUAAAGAGUCCCCAGGAAUGCAAUGUUAAGUUUCCUUUGUUUUAAAUAGUACUUGGUUUUGGUUGUGUCAAAAAUCUAAACUAUGGUUCAAUGACAUCCCCUUCUUAUUAAUUUAGGCUGCUCAAGGAAAUGUGUGUUAGAAUGUUUCAACUAGUUGACAAUCGUUCCAGAUACGUGACCUAACAAUGUUUUUAUUGGUUAUUUAACAAAAUCUUUUCCAUGUUAGGUGGAUAUAAUGACAAAAGCUUGGUCAAUCUGGAGGGACUGAAAACAGGCAUUUUGUGGUAGAAUGUCUGUAGGCUGAUGAGGAAAGUUAUGGCCUUGGAUUGCUGGGCAUUCAGACUUGACAUGUGAAAAGGACAAAGCCAUUUUGCUGGCAGAAUUUGACUUCAUUUACUGUACUAUAUCUCAUCCUCAGGAUACAGAGGCAUUUUUUUUACAACCACGAAUACACAACCUAAAUAGUGAGUGUAUUUAUGUAUAUAUUUAUGCGUGAGCACAGAUCUAAUUGAGAUGUGCCCUUUUUAACGUCAUCUCUCCCUCUCCUGACAGUAUCUGUAUGUUUUGUUCUGGGCCCUUGGGGAGGGCCCUCGACCCUGCUGGUGUACCACUGACGUGACCAUGGUGAGCGCAGAAGCUAGAUAUGCGAAGGGAGGGAAAGGGCGUGUUCCCUAAGUGAUUCAGAGUGCAAGGACGUUUGGGGUCAAGGGUCUAGAACAGGACACAAUGGAUAGACGCGCCCACGACUAUGGGAUCUCUUUCCUACUCAUUUCUAGCUUUAAUAAGGGUUCAUGAACAUGACCCUUCUUCUUGACAAUGGUCUUCACCGUGAGCCACAAGAGGCCAGCUGAGGAAAGUCAUACUGUAGCUCUGAAUCAAAUGUUUGAUGUGUGGACCAUAAACCUAUGGUCUUAAAUGUACGGGAGACAGAACGAAAGUAGACAAAUGUCCAGUUCUUUAAGAUGUUAUCACUGUUGUUUUUCCUGUGAUUUUUUGGAAAGACGAGAAGGCAUUUUGUGCUUUCUAUUUUGGAAACAAAGAAAUGUAUGCAAAUGUACUAUGUUUCUGCAUUUACUCUGGUCACCAGACUUUCUGGACGAUCUGUAAGAGUAUGUUUUUCGACUCUUACUUAUUGUACUACAUUGUGAUAAUAGAAUAAAAUCUUUUGUUUAAACCAGA
Messenger RNA from Hypomesus transpacificus, 2097 nucleotides. RefSeq names its product receptor (G protein-coupled) activity modifying protein 2 (gene ramp2). Gene Ontology annotation, molecular function: coreceptor activity. The record is from RefSeq and is a predicted model, not a curated record. Gene Ontology annotation, cellular component: signaling receptor complex; cell surface; membrane. The transcript has 6 exons. Gene Ontology annotation, biological process: intracellular protein transport; cellular response to hormone stimulus; angiogenesis. Bases 68 to 664 code for a protein of 198 amino acids. NCBI's taxonomy places the organism in Eukaryota, Metazoa, Chordata, Actinopteri, Osmeriformes, Osmeridae.